CCCGUGCCCAUCCCUUUGGAGGAAAAAAAAGAAAACUCACACAGGCGGACGACGGCGAGAAAAAAGAGCGAGGGAAAAGUUGAGAGGGAAGCGAAAGCGAAAAGCCAGAUGAAAAAGCUGGAGAGUGGAGAGGGAGCCAACCAAAGACGAGAGUAUACGCUUUAAAUCAUGCCACUCCACAAAUCAUCCCGGGUCUCUCGCCUGGACCCUACCAUGAUCUCAGCCCCGCUGGGUGAUUUUCGUCACACGAUGCACAUCGGCAGGGGAGGAGACGCCUUUGGCGAUACCUCUUUCCUGUCCACUCUUGGCCCGAGUUCACCCAAACCUGACCUGGCGAGUCCUGGGAUUGUUUCUUCUUCCUACCACAGUGAUCUUCAAGCAGAUGCACCAGAAAGCCCGCAGAACAAUGAGCUUCAGCACUCUGACUCAGAGUCGUCAUUAAACCUGGACCUAGACCUGGACCUGGGUCCAUCUAUGCUUGGAGAUGUACUAGGCGUAAUGGAUGGUUUGGGGCUCCACUCUAAUCAGGAGGUAGCGGAAACAAAGCAGGGGAAAGGGGCUGCGGAGAUGUCUGUGAACAGGCAGAGAGAGCUGAAUGGGAAGAACUUGGCAGAGCAUGAUGGAAUCCAGGUGGAAGACAGCAGGAUACCAGAUGUGAACGGGAUGAAGCUAAAGGGGUUACGACCAAAGGUGAGAUUCAGCGAUAAACGGGAGGAGAUCAUUCGUCAGGCAUCGGAAGAGGAAGAAAGUCAAGGGUUUGACUUCCAGGAAGAGGAUCAGGAUCUGGAAGCAUGUAAUAGCCCAGUGAGGAGUGAGAGCGAGAAAGGCAAGAGUCCAGCUGAUGGAGGUGAAACUGAGUUUACCAAUCACAAUGCAGAUUUGCCGCCCAGUCCUGCCUCGUCACAAAGCUCAGAGUAUGAAGGGGUCACUCCAUUGGACAGGAGGAGGGUUGGCAGCUGCCAUUCAGAGACUGAUUCAGAGGAGGAGGAGGUGGAUGAGGAAGGACGAGGCUACACAUUUGAAGAUGAGUUUGAUGAUGAAAUUGGUUUAUAGGGGAUAAACUGCGCCAACAAAUCUUUGCUGUCAAGUAAAUCAAGUAUACUGUAUUUUCCUUAUUUCAUCAUUCCUCCACCAAGGACAUACCAUGUGUGACCAAAGCUGUUGAUUUGGCCGUGAACCAGAUUACGCAAAAACUACAAAGCUGAAUGUUAUUAAACUUUGCGGAGAGUUGGAACACGAGCAAAGGACAUACCAAAUGUAGAUCCAGAUGACUUUGUCUCAAAUUACAGAACAGGAUGCUGGCCUUGGUGGAGGACUGCGUUCUCAGAGUACCUUUUUUUUCGGUGGCUUUUGAAUGGGAGGUUUAAAUACAAUAUAUCUGACUUCAAACUGGAUUUUUCAGAACUCAAUGAGACGAUGUUGCUCAACUGGAAAAGACGUUUUUAUCUACCAGGGUAACAGAUUUGCAGAAGACUUGAUAUUUAAUCAGAAAAAAAAAGGUGCCAUUUUGGUAAUCAAAGUGAAAAGUUUGCAGCACUUUGAUUUCUUUUCAUUCCUGGAUGUUUUUGCUUUAGAAAUCAAAGCUCAGCGGAAAGUUUGAUUGAAGAUAAAUUAAACUGCAUCGUUAAUUAAUUUCUUUUGUGUUUGAUGUCUUUAAAGGGAGCUAUACACUUACAUUAUUGUACCCUGUGAUAUACGAGUGUCUUAUUACAUAUUCAUCAUAUUGCAUGUUUAUUAAAGUCUUUGAAAAGGUCUUCAAAGGGUUGCGAGAGACGGCGUCUAUAAAUAAUUACUGUGAAUGUGUCACAUUCCAAAUCUUACAACGGCUCAGACCAAAUGCGAUUUGAUAUCAGAGUGCAGUUAUUUAGCACAGCUGUUCCUUUCAGGCCGUGGGGCUGGGUUAACACUAAAAUGCAAAGACAAUCAUGUGAUUUUAAAUCAGGAGCAGCAGUGGACUUGCUAUUUUUUUGCUUGUGAAAAGCUUUUUUUGUUGUGUUUUUUCAUAAUGCUGUAAAAGGGAAAUACCAUUCAACUCAUGCUGAAAAUGCUGGUUAACACAUUCGUUAGCCUGUGGUUUCACAAAGAUUACAGUGAAAAGAAUAAAGCGACUUCAAAAAGA
Messenger RNA from Oreochromis aureus, 2119 nucleotides. RefSeq names its product CDC42 effector protein (Rho GTPase binding) 5 (gene cdc42ep5). Lineage: Eukaryota; Metazoa; Chordata; Actinopteri; Cichliformes; Cichlidae. The record is from RefSeq and is a predicted model, not a curated record. The coding region runs from base 169 to 1053 and encodes 294 amino acids. The transcript has 2 exons.